GUCAUGCUUCUAGAGCGCUGCUGUUUACCACCACUCCUCUUGUUGUCUUUUCAUUUCUGCAAAUCUGAAUCAGAGUUUUUCCUUGUGGUCAUGGGAUUUCUCCCUUAUCAGCUUGUUUGCCUAUGCUACAGGCUGUAAACUGUGAAGAUGCCCUGGAGGGAAUUGUUGUGGACUUUAUUAUAACUGUGAAAUGGCUAUUUGAGGAGGGACUUCUAGGGGAACAGUUCCACUUCUGUGCUGGCAGAGACGGGUGAACAUGUAGGCAAUGUAGCAGUAAAUGUGGCCUGAACUUUUUUAGCAGGUUUUUUCCAAAAGACGUACUGGCAUGUUUUGGUGCUAAAGGGGAUUACCAAAGUUGGCAAUGGGCGACUUUGACAAGAUCUGGCGUGAGCACUGUGAAGAUGAGCAGACGCUGAGUGAGUACGCCCUCGCCAUGAAAAAUCUUGCCGACAACCACUGGACCAAAAACUGCGAAGGAGAGGGACGCAUUGAAUGGUGUCGCAGUGUCUGUCAAGAAUAUUUUUUGGAUGGCGGGAUAAAAAGAAUGUUAGAAAAGGAUGAGAAAAGUGCGAUGCUUGCCAUGGGUCUGGCUGCAGCAUCUGUAAGUGCCCAACCAUACAGCACCAUCCCCAGUUCUAUCUCUCAGCUGGGGAAAAUGCGCCUUCUUGACGUGGGAAGCUGCUUCAACCCUUUCUUGAAGUUUGAUGAAUUCCUUACAGUUGGUAUUGACAUAGUGCCUGCAGUUGAGAGUGUGUACAAGUGUGACUUCCUCAACCUUCAGCUCCAGCAGCCGCUUCAGCUGGCUAGUGACGCGGUAGAGGCCUUUCUCCGCCAGCUCCACAACCCCAUCGACACACUGCCUGCCCAGCUUUUCCAUGUGGUGGUCUUCUCACUGCUCCUAUCCUACUUCCCCUCACCUUACCAGCGCUGGAUCUGCUGUAAGAAGGCCCAUGAGCUGCUGGAGCUGCAUGGCCUGCUGCUCAUCAUCACGCCCGACUCCUCCCACCAAAACCGCCAUGCCCUGAUGAUGCGCAGCUGGCGCGUUGCGGUGGAGUCCCUGGGUUUCAAGCGCUACAAAUACAUCAAGUAUUCCCACAUGCAUCUCAUCGCCUUCCGUAAGGUGUGUCUGGCCACCACCAGCGACCUGGUGUCACGCAACUACCCAGAGAUGCUCUACAUCCCUCAGGACUUCCACUCCAAUGAGGAGGAAGAGUGUGCCGAUGUGCCCGUGCAGGUGCGCUCCGAGUUUGAGGAUGACCAGAUGGCUUGGGGCUUCACAGAGCUACCUGACACGCCCUAUGAUUCAGAUUCUGGGGAGAGCCAGAGCAGCUCGGUGCCUGGCUUCCAUGAGCUAGAAGACCCCAUCCUUCUUCAGAGCUAGGCUAAACUAGUUAACCUACCCCCCUCUCUCCUUUUCUGUACUUAACUCUCACCUCCCCUUCAACUGCUGCGCUGCCAAAUUUAACCUGCUGCAUUCUUCUCCCACUUCUCCUCCCUCUUCUCAAAACAAUGCAGUUUGCACAGUGUGAAAGAGAGAAGUUUACAGAUUAUAUUCUCGUAGCCACACUCCUCUGAGAGUACACACACACACACACACACACACACACACACACACACACACACACACACAAAACACACACUAAGAUGGAUAUAUUUUGAUAAAUAUCUAGAUUUUUUAAGAGUGGGAAAGGGAAUGCCCUUAAGAUAUCUAAACUCCCUGCUCAUUGAUUUCCAUACCACCUUCCAAUCAGCGUUCAAUAACAAAAGUCAGCUUGUCUAUAUUCUGCACUCAGUCUCUAUUUGAAUAAGCUAGUGUGGCAGACUGCUUAGUACAAAAGACAAAUACAGCAGUCUGACAGGAGUUUGAUUGCACUGGAGGGACUGAGAUGGAACAACUGGACUGGUACGCUUGCUUCUGUCACAGUCAUGCAGCUAGACUUUCUGAAAAUUCUUGAUGUGCAUUUAGUUUUCCAAGAUAAAAAAAAAAGUUGAUUUUUUUGAAAUAUAUAUUCUCAACAUUCAAAACAUUGGUGUUGUCCAGUGUAAAGUGUGGCAGUGCCAUUUUAACUUGGCAUCCUUUGAAUGAUGUGUGUGUCUUUUACAAGAAAGUGGUAUUUGUAGCAUUUUAAACAUUUUCAGAACCAUAAGGUAGGAGUAUUAGGUUUACUAAUGUGAAACUGUAACUGUGUUUACUCAUUGUGUAACAAGGUACGAGUGUUUCAAAGUAGAUAUUAGACUUCUUUUCCUCCUCUCGUCCUCACAAAUAUUAAGACAACACAUGUAUGUUCUCUUGCAGAGAAAUAGUACAACACUGCAAGUUGGUGACCCAUAUAAAAUAGACUUUAAAGCACCAGUAUCCUUUGACACAAUUUUGUAACUUUGAUGUUUAACUACAUUAAGUACUCUGCCUCCAAAAAAAAAUCCAGAUCUGAGCUCCUCACAGAAAAUGCACCUUGACAGAAGAGAUUUGCACUAAUUUUCUGUUUUGUCAUACAGAACCUCUGAAACAGGUGAGAAACUGUAGAGUUUAGCAAUAGCAAGCGAGACCAGAUCUGAAGAUACAGUAUGCCGGGGGCGGUUUUAGCUAAAGACACUACCAGUUGAAAUGUUAGUUAAUAAUGUUACACAUACAGUACAGGCCAAAAGUUUGGACACACCUUCUCAUUCAAUGCAUUUCCUUUAUUUUCAUGACUA
Perca flavescens (yellow perch) is the source of this 2694-nucleotide messenger RNA. RefSeq names its product S-adenosylmethionine sensor upstream of mTORC1 (gene samtor). The coding region runs from base 362 to 1381 and encodes 339 amino acids. The transcript has 5 exons. Gene Ontology annotation, biological process: negative regulation of TORC1 signaling. The record is from RefSeq and is a predicted model, not a curated record. Lineage: Eukaryota; Metazoa; Chordata; Actinopteri; Perciformes; Percidae.